Molecule: messenger RNA, 1335 nt
Organism: Procambarus clarkii (red swamp crayfish)
Lineage: Eukaryota; Metazoa; Arthropoda; Malacostraca; Decapoda; Cambaridae
Source: RefSeq, a predicted model, not a curated record
AUGAACCAAAUGGAUAUUGGUAAUGGGGAAGCAGUUGGCAUUGAGAAAUUGGGAAAUGAUGAAGGGAGGAAAGUAAAUGAAGGAGGAGUUGAAGAUGAAAAGGGAGAUGAAGAAGGGGGAGAAGAUGAAGAUAUAAAGGAGGAUAUUCUAGCAAUAAUCAUCAUGGUAUCGUCCUCCAAAAUCACCAAUAUCAACAAAACCCCUAAAAUUAUCAAGAAAAAUCCCACAUUUGAUGAUAAAUUUUUUGAACUUUUGAUUAAUGAUCGAGUGAAGAAAGUGGUGGACAUGCUUAUCAGUGUCCAUGUUCUUGAGGAAGCCUUUAGUGAAACAUUAACAUCACACAGAGAUAAUAUUCUAACUGAUAUGAUUGAACCCUUUUUGAUUAAAAAUCCAGGACGUUUUACACUGUUCCCAAUUAAAAAUCAUGAUAUCUUUAAAAUGUAUAAGAAGGCGCUAGCAUCAUUUUGGACAGUUGAAGAAGUAGACUUGUCAAAGGAUAUUGUAGAUUGGGAACAGAAACUUAAUGAAGAGGAACGUCACUUCAUUUCACAUGUUCUAGCAUUUUUUGCCGCAUCAGAUGGUAUCGUCAAUGAAAAUCUUGUUGAACGUUUCUGCCAAGAAGUACAAAUACCAGAAGUGAGGUGUUUUUAUGGUUUUCAGAUUGCCAUGGAAAAUAUUCACAAUGAAAUGUACAGUUUACUUAUUAAUACAUACAUAAAAGAUUUACAGGAGCAGAACAGAUUAUUUAAUGCUAUUGAAACGAUGCCAGCUGUUAAGAAAAUAGCUGAUUGGGCUCUAAGGUGGAUUACCAAUAGAACGGCAACAUAUGCCGAACGCAUUGUUGCCUUUGCUGCAGUAGAGGGUAUUUUCUUUAGUGGUUCAUUUGAUGCAAUAUUUUGGUUAAAAAAACGUGGUUUAAUGCCAGGUCUAACCUUCAGUAAUGAACUGAUUUCUAGAGAUGAAGGGUUACACACAGAUUUUGCUUGCUUGAUAUUUAAGUACGUGAUUAAUAAGUCUGAUCAGAAAUAUGUAUAUUCUAUCAUUGAUAAUGCUGUGAAGAUUGAACAAGAAUUUUUAACAGAUGCCUUGCCAAUGAAACUUAUUGGUAUGAACUGUGAUCUUAUGGGGAAGUAUAUAGAAUUUGUGGCUGACCGACUUCUCUUUGAACUCGGUUAUAAGAAACUUUAUAAUGUAGAAAAUCCAUUUGACUUUAUGGAAAAUAUCUCAUUAGAAGGGAAAACUAAUUUUUUUGAAAAAAAAGUAAGUGAAUAUCAAAAAUAUGGUGUAAUGAAUUCAGAUCAAUACAGUUUUUUUACAUUAGAUUCAGACUUUUAG